Messenger RNA from Nerophis lumbriciformis (worm pipefish), 3998 nucleotides. It is a transcript of the gene trak1a, whose product is annotated as trafficking protein, kinesin binding 1a. Gene Ontology annotation, cellular component: cytoplasmic vesicle; dendrite; mitochondrion. The record is from RefSeq and is a predicted model, not a curated record. NCBI's taxonomy places the organism in Eukaryota, Metazoa, Chordata, Actinopteri, Syngnathiformes, Syngnathidae. Gene Ontology annotation, biological process: vesicle transport along microtubule; mitochondrion distribution; anterograde axonal transport of mitochondrion. Gene Ontology annotation, molecular function: myosin binding; GABA receptor binding.
UUGACACCAAUGUGAUGCUUUGUUCCUAUUCAGCGUUAGGCGCACCCUGGGGGAAGCGUUGGAACAUUUGGUAAAGUUUAAUAAACUAGCCCAGUUAAAUGUGUUUAUUCAGUACUGUGCUGUGCAUGUAUGUACAGUAAUUAGUUUAUCAGAUAGGCUAUUCUUGUAGCUGUAAACGAGUUUCAUUUACGAAGCUGGUUCCUCAGAAUUUACGCUGCCAAACUUAAGUCACACAAAAAGGGAAAACGGAUUUAAUGCUUCGUUUUGGGGCCAGCGCUGUCUUCCAUAAAAGGUAUACAAAAGGUGACCUGUGGACUUUCAAUUGUGUCGUCAUGGUUGCCUGCUCCAAUCUAAUGUCAAGCAAAUCUAGGUCAUCAUAACUUCUUCAGGUUUGUGCAUGGCUUGUCCUGCCUUAGCUUGGUAGCCACUCAGUGCCAAGCUGGAGCGGAAGACUCCGCCUACGCACACCUGUUCCUGCACCUAUACCCCUCCCCCAGAACAACUGUCUGACCACACAGCCCACCUUCUAAGCCCAGGAACCCAAUUAACCAACAAGGAGGAGGAGGAGGAGGAGAAGGAGCAAACGGAGGAAUAUGUCAGUGAGGCAGAGCUGCAGGCUUCUCUAGAUGGGUUCAUGGUCAGCUUCAGAGAUGCAGAGACCAUUACUGAUGUGUGUAACAAUACUGACCUGCCGGAGCUUGAGAUUAUUAGCCUUCUGGAAGAACAGCUGCCUGUCUACAAGUUGAGGGCCGACACCAUCUUGGGCUACGAGCAAGAUGACUGGCUGCAUACGCCUCUGGUGGACUCCAGCUCCGCCCUCGACCUGACGACUGAACAGACAGAGGAGACCCUCAAGUACUUCUUGCUUUGUGCUGAUAGAGUUGGACAGAUGACAAAGACCUACAGUGACAUUGACGCCGUCACUCGACUGCUGGAAGAGAAAGAGCGUGACUUGGAAUUGGCUGCUCGCAUCGGCCAGUCAUUGCUGAAGAAGAACAAAGCACUGAGCGAAAGGAACGAACUACUGGAGGAGCAGGUUGAGCACAUACGAGAGGAGGUAUCCCAGUUACGUCAUGAUGUGUCCAUUAAAGAUGAGCUGUUACAAUUUUAUACCAGUGCUGCUGAGGAGAGCGAGGGGGAGUCCACCACCUCCACACCUGUGCGACCCAGUGAGAACGUGUCCGCCCCAACUUUUUUCCCCUUGGACUCUUUGCAGAAGAAACUGAAAGAUUUAGAAGAAGAGAACAAAUCUCUACGAUCUGAGGCAAGCCAUUUAGAAACAGAAACAAUCUCCUAUGAAGAAAAAGAACAACAGUUGGUCAAUGACUGUGUUAAAGAACUCCGUGAUGCCAACGUGCAAAUGUCUUCUCUGGCUGAAGAGCUGGCAAGGAAGUCUGAGGAUGCUUCCAGACAGCAGGAGGAGAUCACUCACCUCCUCUCCCAGAUAGUAGACCUCCAGAAGAAGGCCAAAAUGUAUGCUGUGGAGAAUGAAGAGCUUACACAACACCUAGGAGCUGCCAAAGAUGCCCAGCGACAACUCACUGCUGAGUUGCGUGAGUUGCAAGACAAGUAUGCAGAGUGCAUGGAGAUACUGCAUGAGGCUCAAGAAGAGCUGAAGAACCUAAGAAAUAAAGCUCAUCCACCUAACACUCAGAGGCGUUUCCAUUCUCUGGGCUUGUUCCCAAUGGAUUCUCUGGCUGCAGAAAUAGAAGGCACUAUGAGAAAAGAGCUACAGAUGGAUGACCCAGAUGUAGAGGAGCAGAGACUGCAGCCAAAACGUGUGUUCCAGACCGUUAAAAACCUCAACCUCAUGCGGCAGCAGCGUUCAUCACUCGCCCCUUCCCCGCUGAACAUCCCAGGCUCCAAUCAGUCAUCAUGCAUCACUUCGGGCCGCUCCAGCCGGGUCGGCACGCCUUGCUCCAAUUCCAUAUAUGGCAGUGAGACAGGAAGUGGGAUUGUUCUGGACAACAGAAGUAGCUGUAUCCUGGAGACACCGGAUGAUGGGUCAGAGGAUUCGAACAAGCGGCCCCCUGGAACUCCAGGCACCCCUGGCAGUCGGGACCUGGAGGCAGCCUUGCGGCGUCUGUCUCUCCGCCGCGACAACUACCUCUCAGAAAAACGUUUCUUCGAUGAGGAGAGGGAGAGGAAGCUGGCUUACCUUGCCAAAGAGGAGGAAAAAGGAGGAAGUGGAAGUAGCGGAGGACCGGGGACUCCAACAGAAAGUCUCUUCUCACUGUGCUCACAUCCAUCCUUGGGCAGCGUGUGGUCGGGGUACUCGUUCACCGCCAGAUCCUACCUGCCGGAGAAGCUGCAGAUUGUAAAGCCGCUAGAAGGCUCCGCUACACUCCAUGCAUGGCAGCAGUUGGCUCAACCCCACAUGGGCGCUCUGCUGGAUCAUCGACCUGGGGUGGUCACUAAAGGCUUCCGCACUUUAUCGCACGAGCAAGACGAGGCGGCUGGCUGGCAGCUUGACCAACCCGAGGAGGACGAAGUCUUAAGUGAAUCGUUACCGGGCUUAGCGGACCUUCCGUGUUCUACCUCUUCUCCUUCCAUUUGCUGCAACACAAAUAGCAACGUCGACGCCAGUAGCCGAUCUGAAACACUGUGUGGCGAAAGGGAGACAAUUCUGCUGAAAGACGGACAUGUCAGUCCCUCUGCAAGCCCGCCGCCCUUUUCCUCACCGCAGUCUUCCUCUAAGAUGAACGGGCAUGUGGACUUCAAGGAGCUCGGCACAUUGGACCACCUGCCUGCCAACUUCCCAGGGAAGUGUGUAUCGCACACUAGCUCCACAUACACCUUCACCACCUGCAGGAUUCUCCACCCCUCUGAUCAGCUGACUUCCGUGUCCCCAAGCUCAGCCGUAACCUCGUGUCAAAGCAGCGUUACAUCCACUCCAGCUCCUGUCGCCUUCUCCGCCCCACUCACGCCCUCCUACACCCCAUGCUGCACCCCACGCCGCCUCUCCCUGGCCGAAUCCUCCACCAACCUCCGAGACUCCACCAAGACCACCAGCACCUCGCUAGGCCUCGUGCACCUCCUGCUUGAACACGGCAUCUCCGCGUCGGUGUACGACCCCAGCAGCUGGGACCGAGGGUUGGACGCCAGCGGCGCUUCAACGCCACGAAGGGGAGUUGAGACACCAAAGUUCACUCAGACACCAGAGGAGGAUGAAAACCACCUCCUCCUCCAGCCUUCCACUCCUCCAAAUUCCCCACGUUCUUCUUCCAAAUCCGCCACCGCCUGCCCAGUUUUUCAGUUCAGCCCCUCCGAUGACGACCCACCGUACUUUGACACCUUCCUCGCCUCCAAGCCGGCACGUGUCAUUCUACGGGAAGUGCUCGGCGAUGCUGAGAGGGAGCGAGGCGGUCAGACAGAUGAGGCGUUGAACCUGAGACUCGUGGAAAAACUGAAAAGGUUCCGGACCCUUCCGCCUCAAGCUGCCUCUGUCUCGCCAGCAAGUCGUCUGUUCGGAUCCACUGGGCUCGGGAGCACAGCGCUGGGCGGGGGGCUUCCGGGUCUGAACACAGGAUUGAGGAGGAACAGAAGCUAUCCUGCUAUGGUGGGAGCCAGUAUGGCCAUGAAAGAUCCAGGAGGCCCCCCCACUAGUGACAUGGCCACAACACACGUGAUACAAACACAACAUAUUUUGCAUUCACACGACAAAAGAAAUCACACUGUGUCUACAAAGACCCCGGAAACUGACCAGAGACAAGCCAAAACGACUAAAACUUUGCAGGAUUCAAUUAGCGAUGGACAAUGUGGACACAAGCGUGAAUUUUCAUGAGUAACCCGCGUAUGUACUUUGCUAGCAGUCAUCAUUUCAAUGUAAACGUACGGUGAGUUCAUGUCAGAAUGAGGAUGUUGUGUGCAUUAAUAAUGUACACGGUAUGUGCAAUACACUAUUCAUGAAAAAACCCAAUUUGGCCUUAAAUUUCUCUCCUUUUGUUGUAUCAACGUGAAAAAUGGCACUAAAACAUUAUUUGUCCAUACUGGCCCGA